CUAGGCAAACGCCUUGUUUGCCUCGUGGCAAAUACGCCCCUGGGGCGGACUGACCAUUUGCAAACUCGGGCACUGCCCGAGGGCCCGGGGUCAGUAGGGGGCCCCAUGAGAUGCCCCUGGUACCUUUUUCAUAGGCUUUUUUGAGUUUGGGCAAGGACACAGGGGCCCCAUGAUCCCCUAUUGCCCAGGGGCCCCAUGAGUUGUCAGUCCGCCCCUGCUUUCCGCCCCUGUACAUUGGUUACAUCUG
This is a messenger RNA of Staurois parvus, 247 nucleotides long. NCBI's taxonomy places the organism in Eukaryota, Metazoa, Chordata, Amphibia, Anura, Ranidae. The record is from the annotation of a GenBank genome assembly.